AAACGGAGGGAGAAACAAUUUGUCUGUUUUGGAAAUAUAUUAUAGUAUUUCUUUCUUAAGUACAGAUUUUUAUGAACUGGAAAACGUGCGAACUUGUUCAGAGUCGAAUUGUAAACUCAACCGUUGUUGUGAAGUCGCCUCCUGAACUCCGUCUCGAGCCGACACACCCCUUUCACCUCGAGCCGCUUCAGCAUCAAAGGGGCAGUCUGGUUCAGCGCCUCACCGGGGUCGGAUACCGCGGACAGCUCUCUCUUCAUCACACCGGUUUUACGAGUUUGAAGCAACAAGUUGGACUGGCCGUUUUACGGAACCGCGUUUAACCGCGACUUUUAAUCAUCUUGUGUUCAUAAGAAGCAGAUAUGCGCAUGUCCGAGGUGGACCUGUGGCCCCAGUGGUUCUGGCUUCCUCCGGGGGUGAGCUGGGAGGACCUGGAGCACCUGGGGGCAGACCAGCCUCGACCCCGUGACCUCCUGCUGGCCCUGCCCCUGGCCCUGGCCUUCAUCACGCUCCGCUGUGCUUACGAGAGGGUUGUGGCCCCGCCCCUGGCGAGGUACCUUGGGGUGAGGAACAGGCCCCCCCCUCCCCCCUCUCCCACACUGGAGAACUUCUACACUCAACACAGUAGUCAGCCCUCCCAGAGUGACAUCAUCACUCUAAUGUCCCAAUGUGAUAAGACCAAAAGGCAGGUGGACACAUGGUUCCGUCACCGUAGAAACCAGGACCGACCCAGCCCCGUCAGGAAGUGUGGUGAGGCGUCUUGGAGGUUUUUGUUUUACAUCUCAGCAUUCCUGUCAGGACUGGCUGUUCUGAUCGAUAGGCCCUGGUUCUGGGACCAGACGGAGUGCUGGAAGGGUUAUCCUCUACAGCAUCUAGAGAGAGCCCACUACUGGUACUACCAGCUGGAGCUGGGCUUCUACCUGUCUCUGCUGCUCCGUGUGUCUGUGGACGUCAAGAGGAAGGACUUCAGGGAGCAGGUUCUGCACCACCUGGCCACCAGCUUCCUGCUGGGCUUCUCCUACGUCUCCAACUACGUCCGGGUGGGAACCCUGGUGCUGGUGCUGCACGAUGCCUCUGACGUCGUCCUGGAGUUUGCUAAGAUGCUGCACUAUGGGACGGGCUGGAGGAGGGUGUGUGACGGCCUCUUCAUCAUCUUCGCCGUGACCUUCAUCCUCACACGCCUGCUUGUCUUCCCCCUCUGGAUCAUCCACACCACCCUGGUGGUGUCCAUGCAGCAGUUCCAGCCCUUCGCUGGGUACUACUUCUUCAACGCCUUGCUGCUGCUGCUGCUGGGGCUGCACAUGUUCUGGGCCGUGCUCAUCCUGCGCAUGGCCCACCGGCUGCUGCUGCAGGGAGAGCUGGACAAGGACGAACGCAGUGACGAGGAGAGUGAGGAGGAGGAGACAGACGACAGGGAUGAAGAUGAGGAGGGCCGCUGGGACAGAAGGACUGGAGCCCUGAACUCUAAACUAGCCCAGCUGACCAAUAGCUGCGUCCUAAACAACAUAGCCAAUCACAGGGCAUCUGCUGCCCGCACAAUACGCAAGACAAAAUAGAGGGGUAGGUAGAGGAGGGGUAGGUAGAGGAGGGGUAGGUAGAGGAGGGGUAGGUAGAGGAGGGGUAGGUAGAGGAGGGGUAGGUAGAGGAGGGGUAGGUUGAGGAGGGGUGGCAAGAGGUAGUUGUAGGGUGGCAUCCCAAUGCCACCAUAAAUUAUUAAAACACUGUAGUUUCAUAAUUGGCAAUACAAAUAAUAUCCGUAUUAUUGAAAUAAAUAAAAUAAUGUGAAAAAAGAAAAGCAUGAUGAGAAUGGGGCAAGUUUGACCCUAACCCUAACCCAAGUCUGACCCUAACCCAAGUCUUACCCUAACCGUAACCCAAGUCUGACCCUAACCCUAACCCAAGUCUGACCCUAACCGUAACCCAAGUCUGACCCUAACCCUAACCCAAGUCUGACCCUAACCCUAACCCAAGUCUGACCCUAACCCUAACCCAAGUCUGUUGUUCUGGUGUGGAAGCUGCCCCCUGAUCCACCAAUGUUCAGUUGUGAAAAUAAAAAAGAUUAUAUAUUAUUUAUCCUGUGACAGCAGAGUUUAGACCUGAUGUCAUAACUUUCUUUGCCAGCUGGAACAUGAACACUGUGAUGUCACUUCCUGCUCUUCUGGAUAGUUUAGCGAUGAUGAUGAUGAUGUAAAGUGUCUGUUCAGACCCAACGUUGUUGCAGGUGUUCAGGUGUUCAGGUGUAACUGUAGCUUCUCUCUGAGUCAGAGAAACCAGAAUGAGACACUGUGUUCACUGGGAUGCCUCUGAAACUGUGUCUCAUGUUGAUUAAUGUAAAAUCGAACUUAAAGAAUGUAUGUGUUUCUGAAUGGACCAUAUAUGGUCACAUACUGAAUAAACGAUAGUCUACCUUUG
Osmerus eperlanus (European smelt) is the source of this 2409-nucleotide messenger RNA. RefSeq names its product ceramide synthase 2-like. Gene Ontology annotation, molecular function: sphingosine N-acyltransferase activity; DNA binding. The record is from RefSeq and is a predicted model, not a curated record. Gene Ontology annotation, cellular component: membrane. Gene Ontology annotation, biological process: ceramide biosynthetic process. Lineage: Eukaryota; Metazoa; Chordata; Actinopteri; Osmeriformes; Osmeridae. The transcript is spliced from 11 exons. The coding region runs from base 360 to 1553 and encodes 397 amino acids.